Molecule: messenger RNA, 1109 nt
Organism: Schistocerca americana (American grasshopper)
Lineage: Eukaryota; Metazoa; Arthropoda; Insecta; Orthoptera; Acrididae
Product: U11/U12 small nuclear ribonucleoprotein 35 kDa protein-like
Exons: 6
Coding region: 158-838 (226 amino acids)
Biological process (GO): mRNA splicing, via spliceosome
Cellular component (GO): precatalytic spliceosome; U12-type spliceosomal complex
Molecular function (GO): snRNA binding; mRNA binding
Source: RefSeq, a predicted model, not a curated record
UCGGUAGCCAUAAUCGAUUUGUUCGCAAAAUAUCGAUAUGCGCCUGCACAUGUAUUUCCAAAAAACCAAAAUAUUGCGGCAAAAGUGUAAUGUGUUGUAUAGCGUACAAUGUGUUUAGAUGUGACUAAAUAUUUUUGCUACUGUGAAGUAAUUUAGGAUGGAGAGUAGCGUACACAUUCGGAAAGGAAAGCGUGAAAGAGAGAUCUCAAGUGAAAAAUACAGCAGAGAAUACCGGAAAAGAGAGUCUGAAGGCGAAUGUUCACGGCCUGCAGAAGGACACAAAAGAGUGAUUUCGAGAGACAAGUCUAAACUAGCGGAAGCUGAACGAUGGUCUCCAUAUGCUUGGAAAUUCUACAACCCACUGGCUGUCGGCAGCAUAGAUGGCACAGACACGGAACCACACGACCGGGGCAUUGCACGUGCCAUGGAGGCCGAGUACCAGCCUAAUGCUCGGGUAGUUGGUAAUCCCCGCGCAACUCUGUUUCUUGCCCGGUUACCACCUCACACUGAUAAGGAAGAAAUUCUAAAGAAAUUUUCAAAGUUUGGAACGAUUCGGAAUUGCCGACUUGUUAAUGACAUUGUCACAGGAGCUUUCAAGGGUUAUGCAUUUAUCGAGUUCAAGCACGAGAGAGAUGCUGUGUAUGCAUAUGGCAAAGCAAAGGGUCUUCUUAUCCAGGGGAAGGAGGUCCUUGUUGAUUAUGAGCAAGAGAGAAUUCUUCCAGGAUGGGUUCCACGACGUUUGGGUGGAGGUUUUGGUGGCAAGAAGGAAUCUGGGCAGCUGAGGUUCGGUUGUCGAGAUCGUCCAUUCCGAAAGCCCUACACAUUGUUGGAUGUCUAACAUUCGUGUUGGUUAACCUUCAGACUGCCAGGAAGAAGUCUGUGGAAGAAUUGUGUCUACAUUGAAGAGUCUACAUGAUCUCUCUUGUUCCCAUUAAUAUUUGGCAACUUGGAAAGUUUUGUUGAAUUUUGUGAAGCAGCCUUGAAGGUGAUAGUUUUGUGGUAUUUGCACAAGGAGUUGUUACGAAAUUGGUGCCAGUAUAGUGAAACAUUAUAAAAACACAUCACCCAGUUAAGUAGUCAUGUUUUGGAAAUCGUAACGCCAAGAAGAA